Tigriopus californicus is the source of this 2011-nucleotide messenger RNA. RefSeq lists its product as uncharacterized. The transcript has 3 exons. The record is from RefSeq and is a predicted model, not a curated record. Lineage: Eukaryota; Metazoa; Arthropoda; Copepoda; Harpacticoida; Harpacticidae. Bases 397 to 1179 code for a protein of 260 amino acids.
CUUAACAGGAACCUCCGAGAUUACCAGAACAAAAAAAAUCCACUUUCCCCAUACGUGACACGGCUUAUUGCACCAAUCCGAGACCAAUCUCUGCCAUACGUGGUCAUAGGUUCGAAUCCAAAAGGGCGAAAACAUCAUAACAAUUACUGAUGUUAAAACAGUACGUAUGUACCUAAAACCGCAGCAGAAACCACAGGUACAUACGUACGCGCUGCAUUCAUGUGAGCACGAGUGAUGGUUUUCAGAGACCGGCUUGUGGUUUGAUCUUCAAAAUGAAAAUGAGGUUUAGUUUCAAAGACUAACAUGAGCGAGAAACAUCACCAAUAGAACCCGAACGAUCUCGCUGAUCCACUUAUCCAUAAUCGCGUAUUCGGUAUUCAUCAUUUGUUUGUGACAAUGGCCAACGGGUGUGUCGUCCUCGGGGUGUGGCUGCUUUCCAUUUACUUAUGUCGUGCUCACGAAGACACAGGCGAGGCCUUGAUCGAACAAGAAUUCACUGAGAACACGAACUACUGCAAAGAUUCGGUGGAGGAAGUUCAUGCCAAUUCGGCUCCUACCACUCGGCUUAACCAUUUUUUGCUUUGUUUGUCCCAGAAAACUGAGAAAGAGUUGGCCCAGACGAGUGACAAGAAUACCCAAGAGUUGAAAGAGGUGAGCAACGCUCUCACCAAGAUCUUGUACAACCCUUUGUUCCGCGAGGACGUCCACGAUUUCAAGAAACGUCUCGUCAAACGUUCCCAAGAGGCCCCACAACUCGAUGAAAGCAUUCUUUCUGCUUUGGUCAAUAACCCCGAAGCCUUGACCUUGGUGCUGGAUUACCUCAAGAAGAACAAUAAAAUGCCCCAGACCACGCCCCGUCCGGCCAGACGGCGAAAUUCGCAGUAUUUCCGACGUCCCGGUCGACUCCAGCGUCGGCCACCUUCUCAUCGGAAUCAUCCGUACCGAAUCCAACAGAUCCAUCGAUCCCCCCCCAAACCCACACAGUCCCAGAAGGCACCCGAACCGCCCAAACAACUGCCCAACAACCCUAUGGUGAAGGGUGACUUUGACCGAGACCUGGAGUUCUUCGGCCCGUCGGACUACAAACCUGACCUACCCUAUGCUUUACCGGGGGAUGAGCAUGGCAACCCGGUGUACCCCUGGCAAGUGGGCUACGUCCCCAUUCCUAGACGGAGAUAAGGGGUGGUCCGGACGGCCGUGCUAAAUAUCAGAAGCCAAAUGGACUUGUCCCCGUUUUCCCCUGGUUUUACGACUUAUUCGUUUGCUCAUUCAUUCAGUUUGUCAGUCACUCAGUCAGUCAGUCGGUCGGUCGGUCCGUCCGUCGGGGUGUCAUCUUAUGUGUGUGAGUGUGUGUGUGGUAUUUUAGAUGGUUGAGAGCCGCUCAUAAAAAGAAGGGAAAUAAACAGGAAGAACAAGAAGAAAACUUUCACCUACCAAGUGUGUGGUAACCACAACUCAAUCUGAACCAGUCUUACUCAUAGUACUAGGUACCUUGGGCUGAAAACCGUACAUGACACUGGUGCUAUAUAGUGGCAGCAAAAAGGUGCAGUUCGAUUGUCGAUGAUGCUCCGGUUUUUUUCUUAAAGGCGAUUUCGUUUGUAAGCGCAAAAAAAAAUCAUGUGUUCCUUUACGUGUAAAAAAGAAGUUUGUAGUCCAAGCCAAAGCUUGAAUGGGAGUCGAUGAAAUGGAGAUUGGCAGUUAGCCUGUCGAAUUCGACAGACUUCGCCAAGCAAUUUGCAGGCUGAUGCAUUUAAAUUUGCGACUGUUCUUUCACGAAUGUCUAUAUUUGCGAGAUCCUUCCCCCCUCUUAACAACAAAACCAGAUGACUAGCAGGUAUUGCUGGAAAAUAUAUUCUAUGGCUCCCUUGGGGAUUCGUCUCGACCUUGAAUCCUCCAAAUUUCUAGGGUCACCCAGGUAAUCACCUUUUCUUGGCAAGUGGUCUCCAAGGACUGGUCUUUUAAUUAUAUGUUUGAUUGCUUCCCCCCAUGGUUUGAGACAUCGUAUCUCUUG